Molecule: messenger RNA, 13380 nt
Organism: Cuculus canorus (common cuckoo)
Lineage: Eukaryota; Metazoa; Chordata; Aves; Cuculiformes; Cuculidae
Gene: CARD11
Product: caspase recruitment domain family member 11
Exons: 24
Coding region: 296-3805 (1169 amino acids)
Biological process (GO): positive regulation of canonical NF-kappaB signal transduction; regulation of apoptotic process
Molecular function (GO): protein binding
Source: RefSeq, a predicted model, not a curated record
UUGCAUUUUCCUUCUCCGCCCCUCCCAGCCUCUGACACACUUUUUCUCACUUUCUGUGUCGCUCUUUGCGUGUUCUGACGCUGGUGCACUUGCUGCUUUCGUUCCUGCAUCUCGCUAAAACUUUUGGCACUUUAGGGGCCACGGGUUGUUUUGCUUUUUGCAUUUCCUUUACUUUUCAACAGCUGCAGAGCACAAAUAACCUCUCCAAGACUCCUGGAGAGACCCCGACAAUUGCAUGGAGGCGACAUAGGGAGUUUCAGAUUGCAGGAGCUGCAGCGAGACAGCCGGGUCACUCAUGAGCACCCAAGGAGGAGAGCCAGAGAUGGAAGACUGCCUGGAGACACUGAAAGAUGAGGAGGAAGCUUUGUGGGAGAACGUGGAAUGCAACCGGCACGUGCUGAGCCGGUACAUCAAUCCGGCCAAGCUGACCCCGUACUUAAGGCAGUGCAAAGUAAUCGAUGAGCAAGAUGAGGAUGAGGUGCUUAACUCACUUAUGCUGCCCUCCAAAAUUAACCGAGCAGGUCGACUGCUGGACAUUCUCCACACCAGGGGCCAAAGGGGCUAUGUAGUUUUCUUGGAGAGCCUGGAGUUUUACUACCCUGAACUCUACAAACUGGUGACAGGGAAAGAACCUACACGAAGAUUUUCCACUAUUGUUGUGGAGGAGGGACAUGAAGGCCUUACCCAUUUCCUAAUGAAUGAGAUCAUUAAGCUUCAGCAGCAAGUAAAGACAAAAGAUAUGCAGCGCUGUGAACUCUUGGCUAAGUCUCGCCAGUUGGAGGAUGAGCGAAAGCAGCUAAAACUAAACAAGAUAGAGCUGCUGACCUUCCAGGAGAGAUACAACAAGAUGAAGGAGGAGAGGAACAACUACAACGAUGAGCUGGUCAAAGUGAAAGAUGAGAACUACAAUCUAGCCAUGAGAUAUGCCCAGCUGAGUGACGAGAAGAGCAUGGCUGUGAUAAGGAGCCGAGACCUCCAGUUAGAGAUUGAUCAGCUGAAGCAUCGUUUGAACAAAGUGGAAGAGGAGUGCAAGCUGGAGAGGAACCAGUCUUUGAAGCUGAAAAAUGAUAUUGAAAACCGACCCAAAAAGGAACAAGUUUUGGAGCUAGAGCGGGAAAAUGAGAUGCUGAAGACUAAAAUCCAGGAGUUACAAUCCAUCAUUCAGGCUGACAAGCGGAGUUUGCCAGAUUCAGACAAAGCCAUUCUGGAUAUUCUGGAACAUGACCGUAAGGAGGCACUAGAAGAUCGUCAUGAGUUGGUCAACAAGAUCUUUAAUCUCCAAGAGGAGAUUCGUCAUGUGGAAGACUUGAGAGACAAGUAUCUAGAAGAGAAAGAAGAUUUGGAGUUAAAGUGUUCGACACUAGGAAAAGACUGUGAGAUGUACAAGCACCGUAUGAACACUGUGAUGAUACAGCUGGAAGAGGUGGAAAAGGAGCGAGACCAGGCAUUCCGCUCGCGUGAUGAGGCUCAGACGCAGUAUUCACAUUGUCUAAUUGAAAAAGAUAAAUACAGGAAGCAGAUUCGAGAGCUGGAGGAGAGAAAUGAUGAGCUCCGAAUUGAGGUGGUUCGGAAAGAAGCUUGCAUUGUUAACCUGGAGUGCAAACUCCGACGGCUCUCUAAGGACAAUAACUUUCAUGACCAGAGUUUGCCACGGAAUCUACCCAUUACCAUUAUCUCCCAGACCUUUGGGACUUCUAGCCCAAAAGCCAAUGGUCAGGAAGCAGAUGACUCCUCCACCUCUGAAGAGUCUCCAGAAGACAACAAAUUCUUCUUGCCUGAUCAAGCUCGACUCAAGAGAAGAGUGAAUCUGAAGGGAAUCCAGAUAAAUCCAAGAGCUAAAUCCCCUGUCAGCAUGAACAAAACAUCAGACUUUCAAGCAGUCAGAGCACAGGAUGAAGAUGGGGCUGAUGGCAGCAACGGCCGUACAGAUACGAGUUCCUCCAAUUCUGUUUCCAUGAGUAACUCCAUCAGCAGCAGUGAAGUCAGCAAAAUUCAAACCCUGAGAAAUCGCAACGACAGUAUCAUGUCUACCACUCCUGAACCUCCAGGAAAUGAUUCAAUAGUCCGACGGUGCAAAGAGGAUGCCCCUCACUGCAGCCUGGUUGAAGAGGACAAUGACAGCUUUGGAUAUGAUGCUUUGGAGCUCGAUGAUGACAGCCAUGACAGGCAGUCGCAUGGAGCUCCUUCAGUGCACUCUUCCUCUUCUUCUCAUCAGUCAGAAGGCCUGGAUGCCUGUGAGCUUGAGCAUGUCAACUCCAUAUUUAGAAAAUUCUCUCUGGAGAGACCUUUUCGUCCCUCUGUCACAUCUGUGGGUCGCAUUAGAAGCUCCUGCCAUACUGUCCAGCGUGUGACACUAAAUGGAGACAGUCUCAAUUCAGAAAUCACUCUGGUUGGGGGUAAUGAUAAAGGGAGCUUUAUUAGCUCUGUCAAGGCGGGAUCACUUGCAGAGAAAGCAGGCCUUCGGGAGGGACACCAAAUCCUACUGUUGGACGGCUGCAUCAAAGGGGAAAAUCAGAGUGUUCCCUUGGAUACUUGCACAAAGGAAGAAGUACACUGGACAAUUCAGAGGUGCAGUGGUCCAGUGACACUCCAGUAUAAAUCAAAUCACGAAGGUUAUCGAAAACUCCUGUCAGAGCUGGAAGAAGGGCUGAUCACAUCGGGGGAUUCGUUUUAUAUCCGCUUGAACCUGAACAUCUCCAGCCAGCUGGACUGCUGUUCUCUCUCAGUGAAAUGCGAUGAGAUUGUCCAUAUUCGUGACACUAUGUACCAGGGGAGGUGUGAGUGGCUGUGUGCCAGAGUUGAUCCUUUCAUGGACAAGGACAUGGAAAUGGGGACCAUUCCCAGCUACAGCAGAGCCCAGCAACUUCUUUUGGUGAAGCUGCAGCGGCUGAUGCACAGAGGAAGCAAAGACGAGACGGAAAGUUCAUACAAUACCCUUCGGGCUCUCCGGAAUACAUUGCAGCCAGAGGAGCCUCCCCCACAGAACGACCCAAAAUCCAGCCCUCGCCUAUCCAGAGCAAGCUUUCUUUUGGGCCAAAUAUUACAGUUUGUGAGUAGGUCUGAAAACAAAUAUAAGCGUAUGAAUAGCAAUGAGCGAGUCCGCAUCGUCACUGGCUGGCCCUCUGGUCUGGCACGGACCUCAUCUGAAGCAAAGAAGCCCUCGCCUGAUAAACUGGAAGAUUUGGAUUCCGAAAGUGAAAUCAAUAAGAGGCUCAGUCUGAUCCCUUAUAGCUUGGUGAGACCAAUCCACUGUGAGCGCAGGCGCCCCGUACUUUUCAGUCCCACCAUGCUUGCCAAGACCUUGGUACAGAAGCUUCUCAACUCUGGAGGUGCCCUGGAAUUCAACAUAUGCAAGCCAGAUAUUGUCACAAAGGAAGAGUUCUUAAGGAAGCAAAGAGCGGAGACUAUUAUCUUCAGCAGGGAAAAGAAUCCAAACACAUAUGAAUGUAUUGUACCUGCCAACAUUGAGGCUGUCACUGCCAAGAACAAGCAUUGUCUCCUGGAAGCUGGAAUAAGCUGCACAAAGGAUUUAAUCAAAGCCAAGAUAUAUCCUAUUGUUCUCUUUAUCAGAGUGUCAGAGAAAAACAUCAAGAGGUUCAGGAAACUGUUGCCAAAGCCGGAGACUGAAGAUGAGUUUUUACGUAUGUGCCGUCUGAAGGAAAAAGAACUGGAAGCACUUCCAUGUCUUUAUGCCUCUGUAGAGGCAGAUGCAUGGAGCAGUAUUGAAGAUCUUAUCCGGACAAUAAAAGACAGGAUUGCAGAAGAGCAGCGUAAAACCAUCUGGAUAGAUGAAGAUCAGCUAUAAAAAAACAAUAAGUAAUACGGAGCUCUUUGGUGACAAAAGGACAUACCCAGGUGGAGCAGGGGCUUGCAGAAUUCUCUGAUAAGGUGCCCGGCACUCAAUCCUGUUCACCCUUGCUGGCUGGGGACUUCCUGUUGGCCAAACGUAUGUAUGGAGUGGAACUGGAGUUGUGUUUGCACAGCCAGUCUCUCAGAUGCUGGGGAUCUGGGCUGUGGGUCAGACCACAGCCACCACCACAACUUCUCAUCCACUGGCAUCUCUUAAGGGACAGCAGCUGUUUAACAUAUGAGAAGGACAAAAGUCUUGAGAGGGAGCUUGGGGUAAUUUAUUAUGUUAAAAAUACGGAUCGCAUUUGGCUCAUUGAAAAUGUCUGAUGAGAACAGGUGAGUGGAAUCUAAUAGGAAUAAAGCAUGAGAACUGGGCUAACAGAUAUGGAAUUGAGAUGUGCCACACACACACAGACUGAGGUGGGAUUCUGAACAUACUCAGUUAAGGAAGAUGAAGGCUGGUUAGUAUCAACAGCCACACUACCGCUGAUGGCCAUAACAGCUCUGUAGCCCUGUUUUUCCAUAACCGUUUCAAUCGGAAGAGAAGAAACUAGCUGUUAUUCCUAGCAUUAAUUAACAUUACAAUUCUUUUUUAUACCCCAGUUCUAUUCGACCAUUUUGCAGGUUUCCUUUGUAGUACUAGCACUUACAGGUAAAUAGAGUCUUCAGUCCCAGUGGCACAUCAGAUCUUUCUAGAUCUGCGAAUGUUUCAUUUCAUUUAUCCCUGUCAGCAUCGUGUUCAUUUGUACGUCUCUCAGUUUUUAACAUUUCUUACUCAUGGAAAAUACCAUGGUGCCUUCUACAGACAACAGGUUUCUCUGUUUCUCCACCGAAGUCUGUAUUUCUCUACAACACCAUUGCCUGCCAGCAUGCCUGCUCUCAACAGGAGGGACUGUUCUGAGAAGAAGCAAAGAAGAAUUUCAUAAGCCAGUAAUCACUGUGAACCACUCAGUCCUUGACCACUCUACCGUGAUUGACAGCAAGCGACCAGCAAGCGUCACACUGUGCUGUGGCCAAGUAGGAUAAUAUUUUGAAAUAUGUCUACAUGACUUAGAAGACCACAUCCCGUUUUCAAAAGCACUUAACUCCUCAGAGAGUUUAAGUUCCGCUAAUAAUGAGUGGGACUUAGACUCCUAAAUCUCUUGAGUCUUUUAAUUUUUUCCUCUAUACGUUAGACACUGUCUUGAGAGUGCCAAAUUGAUUCAAUAAAACUGACCAGAUAAUAAUGGCUUGCACAAUUGCUGAUCUGAAAUGCAAUAAAAAUUGACCUACAAAUGAAGGGUUGUACAUCCCAUUACCCUUGGGUCCUUCAUUCCUUGCCAUAUUCCUCGCUUUGAAGAUGCAUUUAAUAACAAAUUUACCUUUGCUUCUGUAUUCAUCCAAAGUCCCCCAUCUUGGUGCUUCCUUCUGGCGUGCAGCAGCUGGCAAUAAAAAGACAAACAGAAUCUAAGCAACACAUCUGGCCUGGUUGCCCUCUCUAGAUUAGCUGCUAGAUUGUCUUUGCAAUGAGCUUUUGAUGUUUUUGGCCUCUCUCAGUUAGAUUGGGUCACUUUGGCUUGUGUGAUUGUGCUUUUCUGCUCUUCUCUUUUAUGCACAUCAUUUUAUAACUAACGGUGUCUUCUAGAAGUCAUUUACAUUGCUUUCCAUCUAACUUGCUGCUGCUGUGUUUCUCAAAUUAUUACUCUUUUAAAGAUUGUUCAUAUUAGCAUCUCUCAGAGAAGAGCUCUUUACCUGCCCAAUGCCAUCUGUUUGGGCUGCGUAAGCAGAAGGAUACUACUCUUUUGCCCUCUCUUUACAAAGUACAGGCUGCAUACAGAAUUUGCAGCUCCCUCCACGGCACAGAAUAACAACCGGUUGGGGUAUAUAUAGAACAAAUUGGAUGAUUUCUUAUACAGAAGUAAGAAAGUAUCAGUUGGAGAAGCUCAGCCUUCCAGGAGAAUUUUGCAUUCAUUUCUUAUGUUCUGAUAACGCAGCCCUGCGUAACAGCUGCUUGUGGUUUGUUCCUGCUCCUCUUGUGAUAGUUUCUCAGGGCGCAGCUGAGCAAUGGGAAGGACUGUUGGAACAUUUCUCAGCUGCUUCAGCAAAAAGUUCAGCCCGGUCAGCAUCAGAUCCCUUUAGGAGCCACCAGCUGACUGCUCACCAGACAGAGCUCAGAGGAUGUCCGUGUCCCGCUGGCUGUGCCACAGGGAUCAGUAACAUCUGGCAGAACGGCCGGAACAGAUGGCUAGUGGGGCGAAGCAGAUGAAGUAUCUCAGGCUGCCAUGGUUGUUUGUGCAGUGAUCUUCUCUCACCACAUCUUUAUUUCUGAGCCCUCUAUACAGAGACAACAGCUGUGGAUGUGAUUUAUCUCACUUAACUUUAGACAUAGGAAAGGUAUAUGCCAAAGUCUAAAGGAAGUUCCUUUUACUAUGAAUGGAGAUGCACCUCCAAAGAGCCAUUUGUCUAACUUACUGUAGAUGGCUAUCUAAGGGUGAGAUGAAUGGUCCUCUGAACUGGCUGGGGUUUUUCACGGACUAUCGAAAGAAACUAGAGAAUUAGCCUGGCCUUUAGCAUUUAGCUUUUUGAUCUGUAAUUUAGAAGAGGUAAAGCACCUUAUGGGAAAAUUGGAACAAGAGACUGAGGCAGAGAACAACAAGAGAUGUAAUUAUUUCUGUGAAACAGAGAGGAGUGAAUACAUGGAUCAGACUUUACUUUUUGUUAUCUGGGUACAUCUCCUGUAAAUUCCCACUCUGCGGAUACUGUAAGGCAUUGUGAUUGUGUACUCAUGAUGUAGAACAACCAGACUCUCUUAAGUGAGGUUCCCCGUGACAGAGCUCUGUGCUGUAGCUGCACAACCCUCAUGUCUCUCUAACUCAGCGAAGAGGUACUGAAAACUAUAUCCCCCUCCCCUUGAUUUCUGCGUGUGACCUCAGAGCAAAUCUAUAGUUGGAACACAUUCCCAGAACUGUGACAGAGCAAAGGGGCUUUUGUAAUUUACACAAGCUGAGGAGGAGCUUCUGCUCUAGAUCCAAAGGCUGCCCAUCUAAACUGGAAGAAAUUCACCUCUGCAUCUUUGGAAAUAUAUUCAAAUCUAUGGGCUUGAAAAGAGGCCAUGAAUUUUCCUAAAUGUCAGAGUGUUGGAUUCAGUGUGGAUUCCAAGUCCUGAGCUGGCAGAUUUGAAGUGCAAACUUGGAACUUGGGCUGUAGAUCUUUGCAGUAUUUUUCAUUCUGCUAAGUCUCGGUUGUGAGGUAUUACUUUAAGCUACCAACCACCUCCCUCCUCAAACAUAUAUUUAAUAUAUACAAACCUGCGAUCCUCAGCAAAUGUACAAAUGCCCAUUUGGGCUUCAGUAGUGACUGUAGGGUUGAAAACCUGGAAGCGAUGAUGAAGAAAACAAAAUGGAAACUGGAAAUCUUGUUAAGUGUUUGUUGUAAACAUUAUCACAACAGCAUCAAAGUAGACUCUUAUCUCAGCCUGAUCUCAUCAAAGUGUAAAGAUGUGACAAGUUUUGUGUUGGACUAUUCUUUGGGUGUUCUUGUAGCACCAAGGCAGCAGUUGGUGUAAGAUUUGUGAUCAAUAGUUGGACUUGCAGGCACCACUGAAAUUCUAUAAGUCUAAUAAACAGAAAAAUUCAAGCUGCAGACCCAAGUUUGAUCCGGAUGCCUUGCUUGGACACCAGAGCUCAGACCAAGCUGCUUGUCAGUGGCAUUUCUGGAUACCAGUCCUAUAGGUCUGCCUAAGGUGAGCAGCAUUUACGCCAAUGCAUUUUAAAAUCAAAUUACUCAAGCAUUUUAAUUGAAUUCUGGAAGCAUUUCUCAGCAAUUUGUAUUUUAAAUUAAAAGAAGAGUAAACAAAAAGUCUGGGCAAUUGCCCUGCAAUUGUUAUGUUGCUUUUUCUGUAAAAAGGUGUAAAGCAUGGAAUAAUAAUCUCCUUUCAAAAUCUAUUCUUGGAAAACUACUUCUUUCCUUUAAGAGCUUCUUGAAAAAUUUUCAGAUGUAGACUGUUCUUUGGAAAAUGUUAUUGAAAAAUUUGCCACUAGAAAAUGCAAAUGGAAAAAUUUUCAGUGGGAUAUUGUUCUUUUAGAAAAUGUGUUUUGAUCCAAAUCCGUUGUCCAUGGAAAUGUUUCCAUUCUGUCAUUUCAGUUUUAAAAAUUCUAAAGUAUUUUAAUAAUACCUAAGCAGUCCUUUUUGAUUUUUCACAUACUUUUUCUUUUACCUAAAAGCAUUUUAGGUUUUAUUUUUUUUAUUUUAUUUAUAGUUGAAAUAUUUUUAAAGGCUACAUUUAAACAGUUGAUUUGAUCAAACCAUUUGGUGAAGAAAAUUUUGUAUUUGAUGUUUAUAUACUACUAAAUAAUGGAAGUAAUGGCUUAUAGCUAUCAGAUGCAGUAUAAUGUCUAUGAUCAUGAGAAAAAAAAUCAAACUGAAUCUGGCUUUGCAUUUUGUUUAACUCUGCUGCUAAAAUGAUGUAUGAUUUAAGUCAGUAUCACGCAGUUCAGGACAUAGGGGAAUUGUUGCAGGUAAAAAAUUCAUGCAAACUUUAUUACACAGAAUUUGAUAUUCCUUUGAAUCAGAAUUCUGGCUGGAGGCUAAGCUGUCAAUCGGUCUGUCUGCAGCACAGACAGCUCUGGCAGCACAAUUUGCAAGGGAGUAGGAACACACACAAAGCAGACUUUUGCCUAUGAACUUUAAGCGGAGACAGUUGCCAAAGCUGGAAAAGUGCCUGUAAACCUGUUAGAGGUUUCUGUAUUCUUUUAUGCCAAGCUAUUUUCGUGGGCUAAGGUUUGAAAACUCUGUAGCAAGGAUGAAGUCAGAGAGAGUAUUCAGGUAGACUGACUGCAGCUCUGAGGAGUUGGGAUUGUGUGAACCCUGGAGCUGCCACGCGGGUUACAACACUCCACGGGCACACGAAGCUGAGAUGUUUAAGCAGCAGCUACUAUGCUAUUCCCUGGAGACUGGAAAAGCAAGACACAGUUAGGGGUCUGGGAUUUCAGGGAGAGCAACAGUCCAGGAUUUUGCAGUUGUUUGAAUUAAGUACUCCAAGUCAUUCAGCAUCCAUCAGCUCCUACUGUGGACACCCCUAUCAGAUGCAUUCCCCUUUGGUGCAGUUACUCUCUCUCUUGCUCUCAUUCAAUUCUGAGAACCAAAUAGUACAGCAUUGUUCAGUUCUAUAUAUCAUUAAAAGGAAGACAAGAUUUCCACCAAGACUUUGUGAUUCCUUCCUUAUAAGUUAUUUUCUUUUCCCAAUUUCUCGUGCUUGCUCAGUUUCCAGACUUCUUUGCUCUCAGCGCCAUGUAACACAUGGGCUGAUUCAGGGUUUGUAGCCCUGAGAUCCUUCCACAGAGCUCCUCUGUGCAGUGCUCUACUGCUCCAAAAGACGAAGGCAAGUGUGGCAAUUGAAACUGUAAUUCCAGAAAAACCUUAUGCUCUCCCAGACUUGUCUGUAGAAGAAUAAGGAGGACCAAUGCCGUGUGCCUUUUAAGUUUGAAGACCAAAUCCCGGUGUGAUUUUUGGUUCAAGCAGAGUGAAUAGGGUUCUUUUUUCUGUCAGCUUGGAUGGCAAUGCAGUCAUUGCCUGGGACACCCCUCCUGGCAUAGCACUGCUGUGCAAGGCUCCUGCCCACACAGUACUGGGAGGAACUGGGAUAACCAAUUUGACUGACACUUUGCUGAAGAGAAAACCUGAUUGAGCCAACACCAAGCUGAAAGCCUAUGACACGAAUUUUCCUCCUGCAUCUUUCAGGUACUACAGAAUUCUGCCAUGCUGCACACUUGAUAUUUCUGCCAAACUAACUCCAGCUGUUAGGGAUGAUUCCGGACCCAAACACCGGAGAAUCUGUACCAUUCUCAUGGACUUUCCCCUGACUCUCAUGUAAAUUUUGAUCUCUGUCUCUGAGCCGGCGAAAGCAGACAGGAGGCCUCCCAUCCCCAUAGUUUUCACCUGUAGAACUACUGCUUUUCAUGAAAAAGGUGUUGUUAACACUUUCGUACAGAUACAGCAAGUGGACAGAGAGCGGAUGUGGCUUCUCUGCGCAGGUCAACACCACGGGCUGGGUCCCCAGUCCCUGCUGGGUACUGCCUGCCCUGGCUCUGCACUGCUCUGGUCUCAAGACACUGAGAACAAAAGUAUAAUGCGAGUCUGGCAGCUGUAUCAAGGAUUUGAGUGGCGGUUGCCUUAAGCGGUGAGAUUUCUAGUUUGAUUUGAGAACUCUACCAGCAAGCCAAGUUAGAACAACAGGAAGCUCAUCCACCCUCCCUCCCCCGCCUCCUUUUUUUCUGUUCCUCUGCUGCAGAAACUUUCUGAUGUUCAGAUCAGAGGCUCUCCGGGGUUAAAUGCACCAUUAGUCACUGGGAAAAGGGGAAAAAAAGACCCUUUAAAAGCAGAUGGUGGGUGAUAAAGAACCUGUUUGAGAGUAAAUAUCUACAACAGCAUGUCUGCUUCAUCAGAUAUUAGCAUCAAAAGCUGUCUGACAAUUUAGCAACAAACAGCAAUAUUGAUUUUCUUCCAAACUGCAGGCGCAGAAAGACAAAGAUGGAGAGGUGGCUCUUUUGUAUGAUCCCCAUCAUGCCUGGGCAAAUAACGAGACUGCCAGACAGCAAAGUAUCUGCACCAGCCAGUCCUGCCAUCAGGUUAACCUGCAGCCCGCAGGUUAGAGGUUAUGAAGGGAUACUAGAGCUAGUUCAGCUCCAGGCUUAUCAGGAGCUGUGCAGAAUGGAGUAGGGAGGAAGACAUGGGAAACAGCCAGGACCAGGCUGUUUCCACCAAGGAAAAUGGAAGUAGUGUAAUGGAGUGGAGAAGGGAUGGCACGUACAAGUCCUGGAAUGCAGGGCUGUUUUCAGAGGACACGAGAAUUACUUACUACAAAGCAGUCUGAAUAGCAAUAGCUGCCCCUCCACCAGUCCCUCCCUCAGAUACAGCAGCCAUCCUGACUUUGUAGGGUAUUGGGAAAGUAACUGUUUUUCUCACCUUGGCAAUCGAGGAAAAAUUCCACCUGAAAGCUAAGAGGCAACUAUUUUCUCCUUUAUUCUCUGUCCCAUUAACUACUUUUUCAAAAGUUGAUAGAAAAGCCUUCUUGUGGUCCACAGUCAGAUCUUGGAACCAUUUCCUGAUGCGAAGUGCUGGGUAUAUACAGUCCUUUGGAGAACAGCUUCCUUUUUCUGAUUUAAAUUCACUGCAACUAGUGGUCUUACAUCAAUUAUGUACACUCCUCCUUGUCUCUCUGUCUGAAAUGUCAGUGAAUCUGAUAAUUUUUGCUCACAGAUGAAGUGGGGAGCUAACAAGAUUCUCUGGCACAUCCUGCAGUAAUUGCAUCUACCAAAGCAUUAGCAAAAUAGCAAGAAAACAGAAACAGGCACUGAAACUUGCUGAAGUUCAAUCCCCUGCUCAUAUCUCCUAACACAGUGUUUAAGAAGGCACUGGGGCACAUCAGGACAGUGCUCGGGAAGGGCUACACAAGGCAAUCUCUAGCCGUAGUCACAGGGGCAUCCAGAAUCUUCAGGAAAGACAUUAACAUAAUAAGAAAUAAAGAAGAGCUCAUAAUUAAACUGAUUUAUUCCUGGCAUAAACAGACACAAUUCCAUUACCUUUCAUUUCUGUCUAAAUAUGUACCAGAAGGAACUAAGCUGGAUAUUGACUCUGUUGGAUUUCUUUAUAGUAACAUUACUGUAUUGUUAAAAUACUAAGAGCCGAUAUUUGGUUGUUGCCUUCAUUUUUACACCUUAGAGAAAGCCAGUGGGGUAAACUUCUAUUAAGUGAAUGUGAAGAAAAAGAUGCCUGGUUCUAAGUACACAUUUAUGAAUAUAACAUGAAAUCUAGUGGCUUACAACAGCUUCUCUCCCAAACAGCUCUGCCCUCCAAGCACUGCCUACCCUGCUGUAGUAAUGGUUUUUCUGUGAGUUGCCUCCUGAAGCAGUUUUCCAAAGAGAACCUUCUGCUGGUGAGAUUUAGCUUUGUCAUUGUAGCAUGUCUGCGGCACUUACUUCACCGUAUCCUGGUGCUGAACUGAUUCGCUCAUUAUCAGAUUGCUGUUUAUUAAUCAAAGCAGUAACAAUGGGACACAGAAGCUGGAAUACAACACAGACAGUGCUUCAUUUGUUCCAAUUGAUUUUCCUAUCACAUUUUAUUACUACUAUUUACUUUGUAUGCCUCAGGGAGAUUGAACUGCACUGUGCAGUAGGGGUACAUAUUUGAAUUUCUCUUCUUUUUAGCUCUUGCUAUUUCUAUUAUGAUAGUCAGAACAGUAGGCUCUUGCAGCAACUAAACCAUGACCUUGUCCACUAUAAAACAGUGUGUGGAGCCCUUGUAAUAAUUGGACUCCACCAGUGUGUGAAGUCCUGCCGGUAGAGUCCUAGAGAAAUCCAUGAGAAUCAUGGAUACUGAGCACGUCUGAAAAUGAGAUCUCCAGGAUGACAUCUUACAAAUUCUCAGCACUGACCAGAACCAUUGCUGUAACUAAACCCAUUGGAAGGUAUAAUGAAAGAGCAAGCAGAAUGGGCAUACGCAUAUGCUUACACUAAGACAAUCUGCUGGUUUCGGGAUGAGUUUUUGUCUUGCAAUAAAAUUAAUUGAGAUGAUGGUAAUGAUGUUUUUUUUCCUGCUUGUUUUUAGCUCUUUUCUAAUGUCUUAGAUCACUGUUCACAAGUUGGAUCUUGCAAACUUCAGCCAACACAUCUAAAACAUCAGGGAAGACCAUAUGACUGCUGUCAGAAGGUAUAUGGUGGUUUAUGGAAGUUGACACACGGGUCAGCAAACAGCCAAAGGAUGGCACAUGCUGUAAGAUUGCAUUAAUCAUCUCCUUUCCAUAAACAAGGCUCAUUGAGAACCAAAACCAACUUAAAAACUGUCUCAAAAAAAAUAUCAAAAUCUGUGGUGAAGCUCUGAUUAUCAGCACAGCUAGGAUUUCACUCUAGAGAUUUGUAAGUGUUUGAACUAUAUUUGUUCUGAAAUUGCCCCAUUCAGUGAGUACAACAGGAAACCCAUGUUUGGCUGCAGCUGUAGGUGUGAGAUGCAGUUGCGUGGGGAGGUGAUGAGAAUCUAUUUUUUCAAAAAAGCUUUGUUUUCUGUAUUAAUUUUAUAAUUAGCCUAAUUCAAGAGUGAGGAGGCAGCUAGCAGGUGGUAGCAUGUAUCAUUAACAAAGUUCAAAACAGAAACCACAGUCAGCUGAGCUGAAAGUUUCCAUGGGCUCUUCAUUGUUACUUGAAAUGUGAGAGUCCCUCACACAGGAAUUUCUCUCUUAUCACAUGCUUUAUCUUGCUGAGAUGCUAUUUUGUAACUUAAGCAGAAUGUGUGAACGUGUUGUGCAUGUGCAAACACACAUCUGUGGGCACAUGUGCAACAACACAACAGGAUGAGUCUACUGGGACGAGUGCGACAUUAUCCUCUUUGGGAACGUGCCACAUGACAUCAGGUAGAAUUACUCUAUUUUUUAUUGUUUGGGUUUUUUUGUUUGGUUUUUUUUACUAGCAGAACUGUUUCUUUUGUUCUACUAGCAGAAGCUUUUAGUUUUUAGAGCCGAGGUGUAGUGCCCUGUGCCUCUCUCUGAAGUACAUACAUACA